This is a messenger RNA of Dichotomopilus funicola, 1710 nucleotides long. Its product is annotated as dihydrouridine synthase. NCBI's taxonomy places the organism in Eukaryota, Fungi, Ascomycota, Sordariomycetes, Sordariales, Chaetomiaceae. Bases 1 to 1710 code for a protein of 569 amino acids. The transcript is spliced from 2 exons. The record is from RefSeq and is a predicted model, not a curated record. Gene Ontology annotation, molecular function: tRNA dihydrouridine synthase activity; flavin adenine dinucleotide binding. Gene Ontology annotation, biological process: tRNA processing.
AUGGCCUCCGAUGCGACACCACCACCCCCACCACCAGCUGGAGCGCCGGCUACGGCGGGGGUGAAGAAACCGAAACUUCACGGCCGCGCAUUCUACCAGAGCAUUGGCUCGCCCAAGUACAUUGUGGCGCCGAUGGUGGACCAGUCUGAAUUUGCCUGGCGCAUGCUCUCGCGAUCCUUCGUCCCCGCCGACCAGCAAACCAACCUGCUCGCAUACUCCCCCAUGUUCCACGCCCGAAUGUUCGGCGACAGCGAAAAGUACCGCGCGCAGCACUUCCAACCCACAAAACCCGGUUCCGACACCACCCCCUACCUCGACGGCAACCCAGCCAUCGACCGGCCCUUGUUCGUGCAGUUCUGCGCCAAUGACCCAGACGCACUCCUCAGCGCAGCAAAACAAGCCGCCCCAUACUGCGACGCGGUCGAUCUUAACCUGGGCUGUCCCCAGGGGAUCGCAAGGAAGGGACACUACGGGGCGUUUCUGCAGGAAGACCAGGACUUGAUCUACCGGCUGAUCAAAACGCUGCAUGACCAUCUGGAUAUCCCAGUCACGGCCAAGAUCCGGAUCCUCGAGACGAAGGAGGCCACGCUGCAGUAUGCGCAAAAGGUGCUCAGCGCGGGCGCGAGUAUCCUGACGGUGCACGGGCGGCUGCGCGAGCAAAAGGGCCACUUGACGGGUCUGGCGAACUGGGAGAUGAUCCGGUACCUGCGCGACAACCUCCCGCCGGAAACGGUCCUUUUCGCGAACGGGAAUAUCCUGCAGUACGAGGACAUUGAUAAGUGCCUGGCUGCCACGGGGGCGGAUGGCAUCAUGAGCGCCGAGGGCAACCUCAGCAACCCGGCCAUUUUCACCCCGCCCCCGCCGGUUGGUGAAGAACCCCGCGGGUACUGGGUCGGGAAAGACGGUAAAGGCGGAUGGCGCGUGGAUGAAGUCCUACGCCGGUACCUCGACAUCCUCCACCAAUACGCCCUGGGCCAGCCACCACCACAACGGCGCCCGCUAUUCAUCCCCGGUGACGACACAGCCUGGAUGGACGAGGUCCCCACCGUGCUACCGGGACUGCCCGAACCCGGCGCAAAACCAAACAAAAAACGCAAAGACAACAACAACCCAGCAGAAAGCACAACAACAACAACACCACCACCAGGCAGCGGCCCCAACUUCCACAGCGUCCAACCCCACCUCUUCCACCUCCUCCGCCACCUCGUCUCCCGGCACCACGACGUCCGCAACGCCCUCGCCAAGGCCCGAAUGGGCGCCAUCGAGAUGCACGAAGCGCUGGCGCUCAUGGUCGAGAAGAAAGUAGCCGAGGGUCUGCUAGAGUACGAACGUACAGACGGACAGAGCGUUGAGGCAGAUAUGCCGACGACGACGGCAGAGGAGGAGGCCGAUCCGGAGAGCUCGGCGGGAGCGGUGAGGGUUUGUAAACGGCCGUGGUGGGUGGUGCAGCCGAUUAUUAGGCCGUUGCCUAAGGAGGCGCUGGCGAAGGGGGCGGUGUCGUUGAGUAAGAAGGAGAGGAAGAGGGUUGCGGCGGAGAUGGAGGGACAGGAGGAGGGUGGGAACGGGGGGAAGAAGAGUAAGGGGGCGGAGGUGGAAGGGGGGAAAGGGAGAGUUGGGGAGGAGGCUAAGGUGGUUGGGGACACGGCGGCGGUUACGGAGUCGUUGGAGAAGAAGACGAGUUAUCCGUCGAGCGAGCUGGUUAGUGGGUGA